Molecule: messenger RNA, 5428 nt
Organism: Nerophis lumbriciformis (worm pipefish)
Lineage: Eukaryota; Metazoa; Chordata; Actinopteri; Syngnathiformes; Syngnathidae
Gene: nnt
Product: nicotinamide nucleotide transhydrogenase
Biological process (GO): proton transmembrane transport; NADPH regeneration
Cellular component (GO): mitochondrial inner membrane
Molecular function (GO): oxidoreductase activity; NADP binding
Source: RefSeq, a predicted model, not a curated record
CACAAAGUUCGCCUGAGCUGCAAAGACUUGAAAAAAAAAAAAAAAGACACCGGAGCGCCUGCUAAGGAGGAGAGCCGUCUGUCCUGCUGAGCCCCCUGCCGUGCGUGAGGGUGCACCAUGGCCCACCUGGUACGCGUCUUUGCAGCCACAUGCUCCGCCCCCAUCCUCAGCGGGGCGUCCUGCUUGAAAGUAGGCGGCGGCCCCGCCAUCAAGACCGCCUGCGUGCGCUUCUUCAGGACCCAUCAAGUCCUGGGAAGAUGCGCCAGUCCAGGAAUUCCCUACAAGCAAGUCACAGUCGGCGUCCCUAAAGAGAUCUUCCAGAACGAGCGGCGUGUGGCGCUGUCCCCCGCCGGCGUGCAGGCGCUCAUCAAACAGGGCUUCAAUGUCGUGGUGGAGUCCGGCGCUGGGGACUUUUCCAAGUUUCCAGAUGAGCAGUACUCUCAGGCGGGGGCUGCAAUUAAAGACCUCAAAGAUGUCCUGGCGUCAGAUGUGCUGGUCAAGGUCCGCGCUCCCGUUUUCAACCCGGCUUUGGGCAUCCACGAGGUGGAGCUGAUGAAAGACGCGGCCACCUUGAUCAGCUUCAUCUACCCGGCUCAGAACCCCGAGCUGAUGGACCUGCUGUCCCAGAAGAAAGCCACGGUCCUGGCUAUGGACCAGGUGCCGCGAGUCACCAUCGCCCAAGGCUACGACGCCCUGAGCUCCAUGGCCAACAUCGCGGGGUACAAGGCCGUGGUGCUUGCAGCAAACAACUUUGGUCGCUUCUUCACGGGGCAGAUCACUGCAGCGGGCAAGGUGCCACCCGCCAAGGUGCUCAUCAUCGGAGGUGGAGUGGCAGGACUGGCAGCAGCCGGCACCGCCCGAGCCAUGGGCGCCAUUGUCCGAGGGUUUGACACCAGGGCGGAGGCGCUGGAGCAGUUCAAGUCUUUGGGUGCGGAGCCGCUGGAGGUGGACUUCAAAGAGUCCGGCGAAGGGCAAGGGGGCUACGCCAAAGUCAUGUCCAAGGAGUUCAUCGAGGCCGAGAUGAAGCUGUUUGCCAAGCAGUGCCAGGAAGUGGACAUCGUCAUCUGCACCGCGCUCAUUCCUGGUAAGAAGGCCCCCAUCCUCAUCACCACGCCCAUGGUGGAGAGCAUGAAGGACGGCUCGGUGGUGGUGGACCUGGCUGCCGAGGCCGGAGGAAACAUCGAGACCACGGUGCCUGGAGAGCUCUCUGUGCACAAGGGCGUGACCCACGUGGGCUACACCGACCUGCCCAGCCGCCUGCCCACCCAGUCCAGCACGCUGUACUCCAACAACAUCACCAAGCUGGUGCGGGCCAUCAGUCCUGACAAGGAGAACUUCCACCUGGACGUGAAGGAGGUCUUCGACUACGGCACCAUGGACCACGUGGUCAGGGGCUCUGUCGUCAUGCAGAAUGGAAAGAACCUCUUCCCGGCUCCUCAGCCCAACAACCUGCCCACCGCCGCGCCCCCCAAGCCCAAGUCUGUCAAAGAGCUGCAAGCCGAGAAGACUUCUCAGGUCUCUCCCUACAGGGCCACGCUGACCUCCGCUGGAGUCUACACUGGAGGCAUCGCCACACUGCUGGGUUUAGGUCUGGCGGCUCCCAACGCCGCCUUCGCACAGAUGGUCACGACCUUCGGCCUGGCGGGCAUCGUGGGGUACCACACCGUGUGGGGCGUCUCCUCCGCACUGCACUCGCCGCUCAUGUCUGUGACCAACGCCAUCUCAGGUCUGACGGCCGUGGGUGGUCUGUCCCUCAUGGGGGGAGGCUACACCCCCACGAGCACCGCGGAGACGCUGGCCGUGCUCGCCGCCUUCAUCUCAUCGGUCAACAUCGCUGGCGGCUUCCUGGUGACGAAGAAGAUGUUGGACAUGUUCAGGCGUCCCACCGACCCCCCCGAGUACAACUACCUUUAUCUGCUUCCGGGGGGCGUUUUCGUGGGCGGAUACGCCGCGGCGCUGCAUUCUGGAUACAACAUCGAGCAGAUGAUGUACCUGGGCUCUGGAUUGUGCUGUGUGGGCGCCCUGGCCGGUCUGUCCAACCAGAAAACCGCCCGCCUGGGCAACGCCUUGGGCAUCAUGGGAGUGACGGGGGGCAUCGUCGCCGCUCUCGGGGCGCUCAAGCCCAGUCCCGAGCUCCUGGCGCAGAUGAGCCUUGCCAUGGCGGUCGGCGGCACCGCCGGUCUGACCAUCGCUAAGAGGAUCCAGAUCUCAGACCUGCCCCAGCUGGUGGCCGCCUUCCACAGUCUAGUGGGUCUGGCGGCGGUGCUGACCUGCGUGGCCGAGUACAUGGUGGAGUACCCCCACUUUGCCACCGACCCCGCCGCCAACCUCACCAAGAUCGUGGCCUACCUGGGCACCUACAUCGGCGGCAUCACCUUCAGCGGCUCCCUGGUGGCGUACGGCAAGCUGCAAGGCAUGCUGAACAGCGCCCCCCUCGUGCUCCCCGGGCGCCACGCUCUGAACGCCACGCUGAUGGCGGGCAGCAUCGGCGGGAUGAUCCCCUACAUGCUGGACCCCAGCUACAUCACCGGCAUCACCUGCCUGGGCUCCGUCUCCGCCCUGUCGGCCAUCAUGGGUGUGACGCUAACGGCCGCCAUCGGAGGCGCCGACAUGCCGGUGGUGAUCACCGUCCUCAACAGCUACUCGGGCUGGGCCUUGUGCGCCGAGGGCUUCCUGCUCAACAACAACCUGCUCACCAUCGUCGGGGCGCUCAUCGGAUCGUCCGGCGCCAUCCUGUCCUACAUCAUGUGUGUGGCCAUGAACCGUUCCCUGGCCAACGUGAUCCUGGGAGGGUAUGGCACAUCUUCCACGGGCACAGGUAAGCCCAUGGAGAUCACGGGCACCCACACCGAGGUCAACGUGGACCAGACUGUGGACAUGAUCAAGGAGGCCCACAACAUCAUCAUCACUCCAGGUUACGGUCUGUGUGCCGCCAAGGCUCAGUACCCCAUCGCCGAGUUGGUGAAGAACCUCCAGGAGGCUGGCAAGAAUGUCCGCUUUGGUAUCCACCCUGUAGCGGGCCGUAUGCCCGGGCAGCUCAACGUCCUGUUGGCUGAGGCCGGCGUUCCUUACGACAUCGUCCUGGAGAUGGAGGAAUUAAACGAGGACUUCCCCGACACAGACCUGGUUCUGGUCAUCGGCGCCAACGACACGGUCAACUCUGCAGCCCAGGAAGACCCCAACUCCAUCAUCGCUGGGAUGCCCGUGCUGGAGGUCUGGAAGGCCAAGCAGGUGGUGGUGAUGAAGCGCUCCCUGGGCGUGGGCUACGCCGCCGUGGACAACCCCAUUUUCUACAAGCCCAACACCGCCAUGUUGCUAGGCGACGCCAAGAAGACGUGCGACGCCCUGCACGCCAAAGUGCGCGAGGCUCAGUAAGGCCCGCCCCCUUACCCCCCCCCCCCUGCCCCCCCUCCACCCCCCCUUUGUGCCGACACAGCAACAUCUUUACUGUCAUCGCACACAUGAAGGUUUUUUUUUUUUUUUUCUUUACAUGAAGGAGAAGUCUCUUGUCAAAUGAAACGCUCCAAUUAAGGAAAGGGCACGAUGAUGCGGAGUGCAUGAGAGAGUGGAGCCACGUUCCGUUGCCGGGUCCGCGGUUGCGUUGCCGUGGCGACCAAACCAAAACAAAACAUUUGGGCGACACAGCACGGCGUUUUCAAAGCUGCACCUGGACGCAGCCGCAAACCAAGAGGCGUUUAUUAGUGCAUUUAUGCUAAGUAGUUGUGUGAAAUUACCCUUUUUUUUCUCCUUUUUUUUUUUUAACCAAAUGGUCGAAAAAUCGCUAGAGAAUUAAUUAUUUUUUGGUUUUAUUUUUUUGUCGCAAUUUGAACACACUUGUGUCAAUAAUCAGCAAUACUCUUUUAUAACUGUGGCUUACUUUUGCUGAUCGUACGUCGAACAAGUGCUGGUGUACACGGGCGAUACAGCCAUCCCAUAUUGAUAUCGCGCCGACGUCAGCAAAAAUAAGACAAGUAUCGCUUGUAAGAAAUGUCCGAUACAAAGCGGGUCGUGUUCAAUCAAAAAAAAAAAAAGGUCAACAAGCUAGGCUGUAGGCUACUGCUAGGAGCGAGUGGCUACGCAACAGCUAAGCGCACAGUAGCAACACAAGCUAGACUAGUAGGUGUUAAUCGUUGAGCACAUUUGUCAACAUGAAUGAAACCCUUCUAGUCGCGUGUUGCUUUUGCGUACAGUAACAAACGUGUCCGCAUCGUUCAACGUGAGCUUAACUAGAUAAGUUAUUGCAGGAAAACAAAACGACCACUCCGCUUCAUUUUAAAGGACUGCAUAAGUCCAUUCCGGACGGUUAAUAAUAAAUAGGUUAGCAUUGUUUUCUGACUCAUUUCUGACAUUCCACACUACUGAGUAAUGCAAACACGUGACCCCAUUUCUGGGCGGAUCUUGCGUGAGAGGAAGAAUUAUUUUGCGAUGCAGUCUGCUGAAAAUGACGGAAAGCGCCACUCGACAUAGCAACUGUUGUUGGAAAGUGCCACCAAACACAUUUUGAGAUACUCAACCCUCUGCUGCCACCCGGCGGCCGAAGUGGGCAGAUGUGUCACGUUCCGUGUGUCGGGUAAGCGGUAAUGAGGGGGGCUAUAACGAUACUGUGAUUCCUGCUGGUAUCGCAUCGGCCAAUACUCGAGGCUCUCGGAGGAAGUUGCACCGUGACGCCCCCCUAGUGGAGGUUUGCAGAAUUACUUUUUUUAUCAGCGGACGUGAAAAAUACAACAUCGUGGAGAAAAAUUGCAUUUUUUUAACCGUUAAAAACUACGCAAUGUUUAAAUAAAAAAUAAUCUUUACAAAUCAUUUUAGUUUCCUUCGCUGCCCAGAGAAGCUAAACAUCGUUUUACCGUUAAAAACAACAACACAAUAUUUGUAAAAAGCCUCUCAUGCAUCAAGAUUAUCUUUACGGAUCAUUUUCUCUUUCAUCCAAAUAAUUUGUCAUUUUGGUUUCCUUUUCCUGCGAGAGAAAACAAACAUGGUAGAAACGUUAUGGAUGGGUUCUUUUUUUUUCUUUUUUUUUCCCAUUUAUUCAUUUAUUUCAGGCAAUGACAUAAAAAAGUACGAGGUAGACAACACAUAAUAAUAUUAAUUAAUAUAAUGCAAAAAGUAAUGUAAGCAUGAUUUUCUUAUUUUCCUCGAUAAAAAAGAAAACAAUUUUACCGUAAAAAACGACAUAAUAUUUUUUAAAAAGCUUCUCGUGCUGAAAUAUCCGGAUAAUAUUUACGAAUCAACAUUUUUUAUUUUGGUUUCCUUUUCCUGCGAGAGAAGCCAAACAUGGUAGAAACGUUAUGGAUGGGUUCUUUUUUUUUUUUUUUUUUUUUUUCCCCAUUUAUUCAUUUAUUUCAGGCAAUGACAUAAAAAAGUACGAGGUAGACAACACAUAAUAAUAUUAAUUAAUAUAAUGCAAAAAGUAAUGUAAGCAUGAUUU